Messenger RNA from Symbiodinium sp. CCMP2592, 627 nucleotides. NCBI's taxonomy places the organism in Eukaryota, Dinophyceae, Suessiales, Symbiodiniaceae. The record is from the annotation of a GenBank genome assembly.
AUGGAUAUGGAGGCACACACGCUCGCAGACUCACUCAAGCUCUUGCCAACAUUUUCGCCGAAGCUUGCUAAGCACACUGCAUCAGCGAAGAUCGAGGCCAUAACGAGUGAGGAAACCAACGAUGACUGCGCAGGUCACUGGAAGCUGCCCCAAGUACCACAGGGGCAGUCAGAGGAAGAGGCUGCGGAUGAGGAGGAUCAGAGCCUCGACAUCUGGAUUGGAGAUCCAGGAAACACCCUCGAAACUGUGCCGAAGGAGUACAAGGUAAGAAGGCAGCAGAGACAGGAAAUGAAAGAGGAGAUGAACCAAGUUCUCAACAACUGGCUCAGGAAGCAUGGCUUUUCCAGAGAUGUCACUGAGCCAAGAACACCAAAAGGCUGUCUCUUCUGGAAGGAAGAGACAUUCUGGCCCAUCCAUGUUGCUGCCAGACUGGGGGAUGCCGAAAUUGUUCGUUUGUUGCUGGCUGCUGGAGCGGAGCCGAAGCAGCGCACAUCGAAAGGACGUACGGCUACAGACCUAGCGCUCGAGGCGGAUUUCUUCGGUUCGCACCGGGCAGUCUUUCAGACCAUGGAGCUGCAAGUGAAAACCAUGGGCCUCCGGGAGGCAAUCCGGCAGAUGGAGGGCUGA